Linnemannia hyalina is the source of this 315-nucleotide messenger RNA. The record is from the annotation of a GenBank genome assembly. NCBI's taxonomy places the organism in Eukaryota, Fungi, Mortierellomycota, Mortierellomycetes, Mortierellales, Mortierellaceae.
AUGGUAGUGAUCAGUUUGACAGGAGUCAGGGCAUAUGGGGAGAUCGAGUAUUGGCUGUCGGUCUUGAAGGUUUUCACCAUCAUGAUGUUUAUCGUCUGCGGUAUCCUCGUCGACACCGGUGCUAUCAGUGGUCUCACUUAUGGUUCGAAGUCUCGGUCCUAUGGCGGGACGCCUUUCAUUGGUGGGUUCUUGCCUUUGUUGAGACCUUUGACCCAGUCAGUUACGCCUAUUGUGUUCUUUGCCCUCUUUGUAACUGGAAGGACUUUGACUGGGUCGAGGUUUCCUCCUAUUUCGACGCGCGUGAAUAAGACCUAG